Molecule: messenger RNA, 2166 nt
Organism: Ostreobium quekettii
Lineage: Eukaryota; Viridiplantae; Chlorophyta; Ulvophyceae; Bryopsidales; Ostreobiaceae
Source: the annotation of a GenBank genome assembly
AUGGAGACGAGCGCGCUCGGCGUGGCGGGAAAGGCGCCGGCCACCUUUAGGCGCCCUGGCGCCAGGGGGGGCCCUGUGCCGGUACGCUGCGUUGAUGGGGCCCAGAGGGAGCUCAUCCUCCCCAAGUACUGCGAGCACAACCACAAAACCAGGAGGCGGCCCACCCGCACGUGCCAGAUUGGCAAUGUGCCCGUCGGGGGGGACCACCCAAUCGCGCUGCAGACCAUGACGACCACGAACACGCGGGAUGUCGAGGCUACAGUCGAGCAGGUGAAGAAGUGUGUUGAUGCUGGGGCAAACAUCGUUCGGAUAACAGUGCAAGGGAUGAAAGAGGCUGAGGCAUGCUUCAAGAUCCGUGAACAGUUGUUUAAGGACAGGUAUGAUGUGCCCCUUGUUGCUGACAUCCAUUUCAGCCCAAAAGUGGCAAUGAUUGUUGCGGAGGCCUUUGAAAAGAUCCGUGUGAAUCCGGGCAACUAUGUGGAUGGUGCCAAGAAGUUCACUGUCAUCGACUAUGACGACCCAGCACAAUUCGAGGCCGAAAGGCAGUACAUUGAAGAGGUCUUCACACCGCUGGUGGAAAAGUGCAAGAAGUUAGGGAGGGCGAUGCGGAUUGGUACCAACCACGGGAGCCUGUCUGCACGCAUUCUCAGUUAUUAUGGUGACACACCCAGAGGCAUGGUGGCAUCAGCAUUUGAAUUCGCUGACAUCUGCCGCAAGAACGACUACCACAACUUCCUGUUCUCCAUGAAGGCUUCCAACCCACUGGUCAUGGUCCAAGCGUAUCGUCUGCUAGUGGAAGAGAUGUAUGCCAAUGGUUGGGACUACCCUCUUCACCUGGGGGUGACAGAAGCAGGAGAGGGGGAGGAUGGGCGCAUGAAGUCGGCAGUUGGUAUUGGCACCCUCCUCCUCGAUGGCCUUGGGGACACAAUCCGCGUCUCCCUUACUGAGGACCCAGAAUUUGAAAUCAAACCCUGCGGCGAACUUGCGACACUUGGGAUGACUGCAAGCGAUCAGGGUUGGGGAGUGGAGCCAUUCGAUGAACACUACCGUGACGUCCACCAGUUCACACGCCGAGUGGGCACCCUACCAGCCCAAAGAGAGGGUGAUGUUGUGGACUACCGGCCGCUGUUGCACAGAGAUGGCUCAGUGCUGUCCGCGGUGACGAUGCAAGACAUGCAGAACAGGGAAAAGCUGUACAGGGACCUGGGGUGCAAGAUGGUUGUGGGGAUGCCAUUCAAGGACCUGGCCACUAGUGACACAAUCUUUUUGCGGGAGAUUCCGGCCAGCUCGGACGCAGAGGGCCGCAGGACGCUGAAGAGACUGCAAGAAGUUGGGUUGCAUGUUCUUGCCCCAGCCGACGUGUUGGCUGCAGACCCUCUGCCUAAUGCUGUUGCGCUGGUUCAACUCAGGGAUGCAGCUGGGGCACUGAACAAUGGUGGACCAGUCCUCCCUGAGAGUGCUGGCCGGCUGGCGAUCUCAGUGGACGGAACUGAGACAGAUGCUGAGAUCAGCUGCUUGAAGGACCUUGAUGCUGUGAUGGUGUUGUUGGACAUUGCUGAUGGUGUCAGCAGGGUGCAUGCAUCGCGACGGGUGUUCCAGAUUCUGCAGCGCGAAGAGGUGUCAGUUCCAGUUAUUCACCAUUUCUGCUCCCAAUCGCAGUCUGAAGAGUCGCUGAUCAUUUCCAGUGGUUCACAGGUCGGCUGCUUGCUUGUGGAUGGCCUGGGUGAUGGAGUGCUACUUGAAGCGGCCGACCAUCGCCUGGAGUUCUUGCGAAACACAUCUUUUGGGAUGCUGCAGGCCAGUCGGAUGCGCAACACAAAAACCGAGUACGUGUCCUGCCCCUCCUGCGGCCGCACACUCUUCGACUUGCAGGAGGUCACAGACCAGAUCAGGCAGCACACUGGCCACCUGCCUGGCGUUGCCAUCGCUGUCAUGGGGUGCAUCGUCAAUGGCCCUGGGGAGAUGGCCGACGCCGAUUUUGGAUACGUUGGUGGGGCGCCAGGCCUCAUCGACUUGUACGUUGGAAAGGAAGUGGUGCGGAGAGGGGUGCCCAUGGACCGUGCCUGCGAUGAGCUGGUGGAGUUGAUCAAGGAGCACGGACGUUGGGUGGAGCCUGACACAGAGGAUGAGGAUGCACAGGAGGAGGCCAUGGCGAUGGCAAAGUAG